CCAACAAUUGGAGGCUGGUCUGCUGCUACGAUAAAAACAACAACACAGAAAUUUAUAAGGUAGUUGGUAGUUAAAGUUUGUGUGAGGUGACAUUUAGUGUAAUGUGUUUGUGGUUUCAAGUGCAAAUAAAACUAUAUUAAACAAUUUUAUAGAAGCAAUAAUAAUACGUAUAUAAAAAUGGAAGAUGAUUUUUUAUCUAUCAUACUUCCGGACAAUAGAAAUAAUAUGUUUGAUACUUUAAGAAGUAACUCUUUGCAACUGUUACCCAAGAUUAGAAAUCUUGUAGAGGUGAAAAAUGAUCUGAUCUUCGCUUAUGACCCCAUACACCAGAGCAUCCUAGUGACAAGAGCUUCCUCGUUUCUAAAGCAGGCCUCUGAAAAAUAUCAGAUCUACAGUCCCACUGUUACCAUCUACGGAGAUGCCGACCUCAUGCGGGUCAAUGAAAACACAACCAAGGCUGUCAUCCGGACCGACCAGUGCCUCUUCGUCAUGGAUCUACCCCACGUCUACCUCUGCUGCAUGCUGCCUCCCACAGCCACCAACAUGACCAAGACCAGGCUGUGGUUGGUACGUCCUCACGGAGCAGAAGAUCCCGCAUUCACUCGAGUCCUCCAAGUGCGAUGGCACCCUCUGCAGCCGUACCAGCUCUUAGUGCUGUACAAUGACAAUCGCCUAAGACUGAUGGAUGCACAGUGUCAGACCAUACUCAACAUACUCAGUCUGGGUCGUCGUCCGACAUCCAACCCGUUGUCAACAGUAAUUCCCUUAGGAGAACACGCAGUGGACUUCGCGUUUGUGUGGCGUGUGAAUGAGAACUUAAAUGACGAAAUGGAAACCGAACAACAGAUCAUGUUAGUACGGGGAAAUGGUGAUAUUUUCAACGCAGAAAUAACCCCUGACAGAGCUAUUAAGGAACAUCCAUUGACAAUUAGCAGUGGAACAACAGCUUUCAUUAGCGAGAACUGGUCCAUCAUGGUGAUGCCAUGCUACCCUCCCAUCGUCGUCAUUGUCUCCGAUGACUUUAUCUACCAUUUUGUACUAUUUGAAAGUGGAAACAUGAAGUAUCUCCAAAUGGUUGAAGCCAUCCAAAAGUGGGAGUCACCACCUGGUGAAUGCUCUGGGAGGGGAUGCACUGAUUAUAUAGUGAAAGAUACUGCUUCGAUGAGUAGGUACUUCAUCGUAAGUCACGCCGGGAUCCUCACAGUUAUCAUACCAACGUUGGAUAGUUUUACAGAUUUCUGGAAAGGAUACCCUGAAGUAGCUACUCCAGGCCAGGAAAGUACAAAGGAGUUGUUAACUAAAAACACCUCGAAGAUGGAAAUGGUCACAAGUAAGGAUUUGGGGGAACCUUCACAUCUACAUCUGUUUGGGUUGGGGCUGAUAUCCGGGCACAGAUUCACCACCCAUAUAGUCCACAGUAUUGCCCAAUUUGGAGACUGUUACCUUAUCUAUAGAAAAUCUCUUCCAGUUUGUACCGACUGUGGAGUCAUGCAGCUCAUUCCAACAUAUCCCACGGGAUGAUUUAUCUGAUGUAUGGAUGGAGAUGCAAGCUGAUCUAUCAUCUGUUGUUCGUCCCAUAGAGUACGUGCGAAAUGACUCAUACGAGGAAGUGAUGAACCAGGUAGCCUUUUGUAAAGAACGGGUGCUGCAGCACAACA
Molecule: messenger RNA, 1658 nt
Organism: Homalodisca vitripennis (glassy-winged sharpshooter)
Lineage: Eukaryota; Metazoa; Arthropoda; Insecta; Hemiptera; Cicadellidae
Exons: 10
Coding region: 178-1521 (447 amino acids)
Source: RefSeq, a predicted model, not a curated record